Messenger RNA from Hydra vulgaris (swiftwater hydra), 1767 nucleotides. Its product is annotated as BRO1 domain-containing protein BROX. The record is from RefSeq and is a predicted model, not a curated record. NCBI's taxonomy places the organism in Eukaryota, Metazoa, Cnidaria, Hydrozoa, Anthoathecata, Hydridae.
AAACAAGAUUAAAUAAAAAAACUUUGUCUUAUUAAGUUAUAAAAAAAAAAUUAACCAAAUUAAAAAUGAAAGUAGUUUUUAUUACCCUUUUUCUGAGUGAAAUUGGUAUAAGUCUUAAAAUGAUUAUGUUACGUGGAUUUAAAAUACACAAUUAAGAUGGCUUAUUGGUUUCAUAGACACCCAUUAAAGGCAACCAAAGUGCAAAACUUUGAUGCGUUAAAAAUUAUUUCCAAAAGUGUGCCAGCAUCUAAAAUUUGUAGUGAUCUGCGUUUAACCAGAGCAAAGUUGUUACAGUUACUUGCUGAUCCAAGAAAUAAUUCUCAAGUUGUAGAACAAACUAUGUUAGAAUAUUUAGAGCUCCUGUUAGGAUUGUGUGAAGGAGUUGCACAGCAAGAAAACACUUCAGAUGUUGAAGCCAAAUUAAGAAAAGUUGAAGUAUUUACAUGGACACAUACUAUCUGUGGAAAUGUUGGCCAGGCUCUGCCUGAUUCAUACUAUGAAUUAGUUUCUAUCAUAACUGAUUUUGCACUGUGGUAUACAAAAAAAGCUUCAUUUAUUUCUUCAAAUGAAGGUUUGUCUGAAGAUGAGGCGAAAGAUGUAUUUCGAUAUCUUCGUCAAGCCGCCGGAAUUUUUCUAAAAGCUAAAAGCUAUAGCGAAAGUAAGCUGGGAGCUGGUUUGCUUGAAAAACACAGUGAUGUAGAUCCUCGCAUACUGGAUGCGUAUCACCUUCAAUCUCUUGCAGAAGCUCAAGAAGUGACUGUAGCAAGAGCAGUGGAAUUAAAGCACAAAGCUGCUACAGUUACAGCUGUGGCUUUAGGGACAAGUUCUUUAUUUAAAAGUGCUGAUGAAUGCUUACGAAGCAUUGAACAAACUAAAGCUGCUAAGUGGAGGAAGUAUCUUCAGUUAAAGAAAAAUAUUUAUCUGGCUUAUGCUCAUGCUUUUAAAGGUGAAAGCUUACUAAGUGAAGACAAGUGUGGUGAUGCAAUUAAAUCAUUACAAGAAGCAGAAAAAUGUUAUGCUAUGGCAAACAUACUCUGCAAAGAAUAUGCUUCUGUCAAAGGUCCAGGAUCUUCUGCAAGACCUGGGGAACAUCAAUUUUUUCUUCGACUUGGACCAAUUAUAAAAAUGAAAUUAGAAAAAGCAAAUCACGAAAAUGGUUUCAUUUACCACCAAAAAGUUCCUUCAGAAGUUCCUGAGUUAGAAACAACAGAAAUCGGAAUGGCAAGUCCUGUGGAAUAUAUAGUUCCCCCAAUGAGCACUCGCUGGAAACACGAAGUUCUAACAGCAUUUCAAACUCAAGAGAAUAAGCCUCACAUGACCAAUAAAGAUAAUAAAGAAAUAAUAGAACCAAUAAAAGAAGUUAAAGAUCCGAAUACAAGUUCUUCAAAGGGAGAGACUGGGUGUAUAGUGUCAUAAAUAUUAAAUGUUUCACAACACAAGCUUCUCUGAGUGACACAAAUUAUCAUCUUACUAAUUUGAAUAUUUAAAUAUGAAACUUUAGUAAAUAGAGAAUGUUCUAGUUUUUAUUAGGACAUUAAUUUUUUUUAUCAGAAAUAUUUUCAAAUGUUUAACUAAAUUUAUGUAUAUUAACAUUCAAACACAUUCUAAUUUGAAGUGAUGUUUAAAAGGUGUAUGCGCUUUUAAUAUUCACUUUUAAUGUUCAUAUUUUUUCAAGCAUCUUGAGUGAUGUAAGAUAAUUGUAUAUAAAGAUUAAUGUUGAUUGUAUUUUUUAGUUUUAUUCUCUGAGGAAAAUAUUUAUUUGCGUUA